AUUCGGCAAUAGUUUAUUGUAUCAACCGGUAGUAACAGUAGUUCUUGCAUUUCAGCUCAGUAAAGAUGCUAAAUACUGGGAAAUUGGCUGGUCGCACGUUGUUCAUCACGGGAGCCAGCAGAGGUAUUGGAAAAGCUAUAGCACUUAAAGCCGCUAGAGACGGAGCUAAUGUAGUUAUUGCGGCAAAGACUGCCAAGCCUCAUCCAACAUUGCCUGGGACAAUCUAUACUGCAGCUGAAGAAGUCAGAGCUGCAGGAGGACGAUGUCUCUCAUGUGUGGUGGAUGUUCGAAAUGAAACUCAGAUACAAGACGCUGUGGAUGUAGCUGUCAAAACAUUUGGAGGAAUUGACAUAGUUGUAAACAAUGCAUCAGCCAUCUUCCUCACUGGAACUGCUGAGACUUCAGUAAAAAAUUUUGAUUUGAUGCAUGACAUAAUUGUUCGUGGGACAUUUCUCGUAACUAAGUUUUGCCUACCAUACCUAAAAACUGGAAAAAAUCCACACAUCCUCAACAUAGCCCCUCCAUUAAUGCAUCUUCCUGCCGAAAGGUUUUCCGGACAUGUCGCCUAUACCAUGGCAAAAUAUGGAAUGUCAAUAUUUGUAACUGGUAUGGCAGAAGAGUUUAGAUCAGAGGGGAUUGCAGUUAAUGCGCUGUGGCCGAAGAGUGGCACUGCUAUCAAGACCGCUGCAACGGAAUUACGUGCUAAACGAAUGUCUCAAGAGGACAUUGCAUUAUUACUCAAACUCAAACUCCGAAUUCCUGACGUAACUGCUGAUGCCGCCUACGCUAUUCUUACACGUGAUUCGAGAAGCUACACUCAGCACUUUUGUAUCGAUGAAGACGUUCUUAGAGACGAAGGAAUUACGGAUUUUGAACAAUAUUCAGCAUCAAUUCCAAAUUGGGUUCCCAGAGUUUGAAAAUCAGAAAAUUGAGUUUCUCUUCAUCUUCUAAUGCCAUGCUUGAAUACCAAUUACAUUUCCUAUUCAUAGGAUCCCAGCAGGAAAGUUUGACGACGCCAGCUUUGAAGCGUAUAGAAUCGAGAUGGCUGGAGCAAGACUACCACAAGAAAUGAUUCAGAUGAUAAAACUUAUCCAGCCAGAAAACUUUCGUUCUGAACCAAAUAUAGUAUUGUUGUCAGGUGUUUCGAUAUAAGAUGUACGCAGCUAAUGGGAAUGCGGUACUACUAGCCAUAUAUCACCAUUUUCUGCAGG
Daphnia carinata is the source of this 1211-nucleotide messenger RNA. RefSeq names its product hydroxysteroid dehydrogenase-like protein 2. The record is from RefSeq and is a predicted model, not a curated record. Bases 66 to 917 code for a protein of 283 amino acids. NCBI's taxonomy places the organism in Eukaryota, Metazoa, Arthropoda, Branchiopoda, Diplostraca, Daphniidae. The transcript has 8 exons. Gene Ontology annotation, cellular component: mitochondrion.